Cuscuta europaea is the source of this 15173-nucleotide messenger RNA. The record is from the annotation of a GenBank genome assembly. NCBI's taxonomy places the organism in Eukaryota, Viridiplantae, Streptophyta, Magnoliopsida, Solanales, Convolvulaceae.
AUUACACAUAUAAAUUUGAUGUAUUUAUUUAACACUCUUCAAAAAUUGAGUUAUUUAAAUUACUCGGUAUUUCACUGUAUAAAUAGAGAUGGGCCAUACAAAGUAAAAACCUCGUAAAUUGGGUAAGGGAUUGAAGACUGUGGGCUUUAUUGGGAAGAUGAACCUAAUGAGCCUAUUGCUGUCAUGGUUUCCAUUGCUUCUCACUUGGCAGCUAUGGGAUUUCCCCAUCACACAAUGUGAAGCCAAUCCUCAGACCGAAUCCCUCUACGACGUCGUAAUCAGCUCUGGACUCUCACGCAGCAGUGAUAAUGCUCUCUCAGCAGAGUGGCCCGAGCUGCCAAAAUAUCCCUCCUCUUCUUCUUCAUCUUCAGUUUACGUUGGCCCACAGAAAGGGUUGAGGGAAGCUGAUAAGAUCGUUUCCCUGCCGGGGCAACCUCUCGGAGUCGAGUUUGACCAAUAUUCAGGCUAUGUAACGGUUGAGCCCACGGCUGGAAGAUCUCUGUUUUAUUACUUUGCUGAAUCUCCUCGGAAUUCCUCUGCCAAGCCUCUGGUCUUAUGGCUCGCUGGAGGAUCUGGCAUCGAGGAAGAUGAUUGGCAUUGCUAGGGAAGAAGAUGGACUCUAUAUUUUUGAUAAAGGGACUGAAUCAAAUAAACAAGCCACCAGACCUUGUAGCCGCCGACCCCAGCAUCGCCACCAUCAUCAGCACCGCCACCUCCAAUCACUCUCUCAGUGACUCAGAUCAAAGUGACUUCACUGACACAGUGACCCGCCAGCACAAUAACUCCGGCCACAGUGACUCGCCGGUCACAAUGACUCAUCUGUCACUGUAACUCCGCCACAAUGAUGUCUCCACUACUCUGACUCCGGUCAAAGUGACUUCGGCGAAUGACCACCAUCUUCAGCCGAUGACCACUGCCCUCCCACCACAGUAACACCAGCCCCGCACCACCGUCACUACCCCCAAACCAUCGUCACUGCACCCCCACACCACCGUCACUACAACAGUUGUUGCCAUCGCUCCGGCCAGCCACCGCACCCUAGCCCCCAGGCCCCCGAACCCCAGGCCCACCACACCCAGCCUGUACAAUCGCUCGCUGCAUCAUCCCAAGUCCCAUCCCAUCCUUUUCCCUGCAACAGCCCCACACCCACCACCCUCCCCAGUCCCCUCCGACCACCGCCAAAGAACACCAUGUCUACCCACCGUCGGAGACCGCUACAGUUGGUCCCCUCCCCAACUGCCCAGUCACCCUCCUCUGCUCCCCUACCCCUCGCCAGCCCCAAAUCCCUGCACUCGCCCCCUCUCCCAUUCUCCCUGACAUUAUUCCGCAGCCCCCCUCCCAACCACGCAUAGCCCUCCUAUCCUCAGAUCCCCUCCUCUCCCAGCCUCCCAAACCUCAUCCCCUGCCUUCGCCACAUUCAAACCCUAGCCACCAGCUAGAUUCUAGCCAUCACCAUCGCCUUUCACCGUCGUUGAAUGAGAAGAAAGAAGGAGAAGAAGAACGAGGACGAUGAAGAAGGUCAGAUCCGCCAGAAAUGGAUCUUCGUCUCGAAGAAGGGAUUGGAUUUCGAGCGGCGGAGGGGGUAGAGUCGUCGUCUCCGCUAUAUUACCAUUGUCGCCGAGUACUGGCCAUCAUCGACUUCACCGCCCUCGCCGUCUGCACAGAUGAUUGGAGGUGGAGGAGAUUUGAUUUGCGAAGAUCUGUUCGUUUGCGUGGAGGAGAUCUGAUUUGCGUGAAUCGGUGCGAGGGAUUUGAGCGUGGAGGAAUCUGAUUUGCGUGAAUCAAAGCCCGGUGCGAGCGAGGGAUUUGAACAGAUGAGUCACAUUUUUUGAAAAAGAUAAAAUUGUCCUAUAUUUGGAAUCUAAAAGGCUGUAAAUAAUAAAUGGGUCAUUUUUUCAUAGGUGUAAUCUUCUAAUCACAGCCUUUCCCUCGUCAUGCUUAAUAGGAUUUUUUAAAUAAUAAUAAUUAAACAUAAAAAAAGUAAAAAACAAAAAAUUUACAUGUCUCAACCACCAAAUCAGCCUCCUUCCACCACUGUCACCUCUAGUCGUCGAAAAAAUGCUAACAUGCAAAAAGAAUAUCAUCGUGAUUGUAGUUUUGAAAGGAAAGUUGGAUAUUUUCAAAGAGUAAAAAUGUGAUGCUUUUUACCUAUGAGGAUGUGGCGGCAGAGGCCUACAUAUUUUUAUAUAUUUUUAGAUACUUUAUUCUAUUUUUUAAAUUUUUUUAAUUAUUGUUUUCGUUUGUUUUUAUUUAUUUAUUUUCGUUUUUAUCAUUAGUUUAUAAAUAUUUUUAUUAUUUUUAUAUUUUAUUACGAAUAAAACUAUGACUUCCUUCAUAAUAAAAUAAAGCUAUGAGGGAUUAUAGGAGGAAGGUAGAAUAGGAAGAGAGACAUAUAUUACUUCUAUUUUGGAAAUAAAAAAAUUAUAGUUUCAUUACUGCAUUUAGGAGUGAUUUUACUCUUAUUUAGGGCUAAUAGUCGUUUAUUUCAAUUUUACACACUCACAAAGACACACAUGUAUAAUCAUAUUUCAUUUGCCUCUAUUUUAUAAGAUAAAACCAAACGUAAGAAAUUGUUUUUCUUUUAAAACUUCCGGGGACGAUAAACUGUAACUCCAAUUUUUAAAUAAGCCUGAAAAAUUAAAAGAAAAAUACUGGGAGGUGUGCCUCUGUUGGGAAUAUUUUAUGGUGUUCAAUCUAGUUAGUUAUCUUUGUAUUUGUGUAGUUAUCAAUUAAACGUGUAAUACGGGCCACAAAUGUGUAUCAGCCCGGGGGCUUCCUUGUAACCCGUAAGUUAGCCAACUUCUCCUAUAAAAGGGGGCUAACUUACGGGAACCCUAACUGAUCGAUAGAGACUGAGAGUACGAAGAGGCGAGAUAGAGAGAGAUUAGGGUUGCCGCUACUCUCCUUCUCCAGGGAGAGCAGCGGACAGUUCAUACGGUAUACCAGAUUUGGAUUUAAUCUUGUCGAUUUCUUCUUAUCUGCUUCUUCUUAACUGCUAUAGAUUGUUCGAUUGUUUGUAUUCUGGGUUUAUCAUUUGGUAUCAGAGUCGAGGCGUGAAACAGGUUGGAUCUAUCUGCGAUUUUUUGGAUCUAACGAAGAACUGCUCUGUUUUUUCUUCUGUUUUUCUAUAUGUAGACAUUUGCUCCUGUAAUCUUGUUUGUGAACGAAAUUUUGUAAAAAUCACACUGUUGGACUCGCCUUUCAAAAACGAUCCAGCAGCAUACCUCUUUUUUCGUUUUCUGCAAUUUUUAUAUUUCGAAGAUCUCUACAUUGAGAUCUCGAAAUCCUUAUUUUUCACUGCUGCAGAAACGUUUUUUGGCUUGAAACUGAUACAGGAGAAUCUCGACCUUCAGGGCUUUUCAGAACACGUUUCAGAUUUUCAAAAAUCGAUGUUUUCAUUUUACAGGAUCUCGACAUUUAGGGACUCGAUUUCCUGUUCUCGACUUUUGAGAUCUCGAGAUUUGGAUCUCGACAUCUUGAUCUCGAGAUUUGAAUCUCGAAAUCUUGAUCUCGAGAUUUGAAACUCGACAUCUUGAUCUCGAGAUUUGAAUCUCAAAAUCUUGAUCUCGAGAUUUGAAUCUCGAAAUCAAGAUCUCGAGAUUUGAAUCUCGAAAUCAAGAUCUCGAGAUUUAUAAUCUCGAGUUUUGACAUCUCGAGUUUUGGAAUUUCGAGUUUAGGAAUUUCGAGUUUUGGGAUUUCGACAUUUGGGAUCUCGAUGUUUUGGAUCUCGACAUUAUGAAGAUUUCGAGAUUUUCAAAAUUUCUCGAUGUUUUGAAUCUUUCAAAGUUUGCAGUUUCUUGGAACUCAUAAUUUGAAUCUUGACAUCCUUUGCAGUUCAUCGAAGCUUUACAUUAUAGGAUCUCUGAAUGAUUCCCUGCUUAUAAAUGUUUCAGGAGUUUUCGAUGUUCUGAUGUUUUUCAAACAACAAGUUUUCGAGAUUAUGAGGUUUUCGAAACUCCAAAGUUUUCGAUGUUCAAACAUUUUGAAAUUCUGCAGAUUUCGAUAUUCUGAGGUUUGUUUUGCAGGUGGAUUUCGCCAUUAUUCUUCGACGCAACCUCGAGAUUGUAAUCUCGAGAUUUAAACCUCGAGAUUAGGAUUUCGAAGUAUUGCCUUAGAAUUUUGUUUAAAAUCCACCUGCUCUCGAUAUUCAUCAUCGAGAACCUCAACUUCGAAGAAAUUCCUCAAAAACUCAAAAUUAGAGAUUUUCUGCGACAUCGCACUGUUUUGGCCAUAACUUUUGACUCGGUGAUCCGAUUUGAGCAAACUUUUUUUUUGUUGGAAAGCUAACGAAAAGAUCUACAUUAAUUCUGGGGCUAUGCCCCAGAACCCUUUCUCACGCGCCCUCACUCGCAGUCUUUGAGGGUCAAAACGUUAGUUUUCCGACAAACAUUGUAAAUCACCGAUGUCCAGGUCAAAACUUAGGCAAAUCUGUUCAAAUUCUUUCAAUGUCAACCCUGAGGUCAAAGCUUUUCUAAACUUCAAUGUAAAGGUCUGAAAAUCGUAGAUAAUUCAAUCAACCUCGCGUCAACGGUCAUCUUACAACAAUCAACAAUCAACUGCUGAAGCCUCCCCUGACUCAUCAACAUUAUGUGAUCAUCAAUAUGCUGAGAUUCUACAUGGUGAGCUUAGGGAAACCGUCAUGUGUGGUACAUGUUUAGAUUGCUCCACACACAUGGCGGGUAUGACAAGCUGUGAACAAUCAAACCUUGCACAUUCUGAGGGGGAGUUUCAGUUUUCUCCUCCUGGUGCCUUACACCGACAAAGCAAGGAAUCUCUCAACGGAUGCAACAUUCUAGGGGGAGUGUUCAAUGUUAUCCUCCCUUGUGCCUAACAAUGACAAUGCAUACCGAGUGCUCCAGUUGAGGGGGAGUACAGAGAGAAAAUGAAGAAAGUAAUGAGAGAACAUAUCCCUAUGGCUUAGUAAACCCAACUAAGCCUACCCAAGGGACAAAGCCGAGCGUAAGUGCGUAAGUGAGCGAGUGAGUGAGUGAACAUUAUGAGCAUUAGGAAGCAGAAGGCUCAAGUGAGAAGAAAAACAAUUAUCAAUGAUGAGUCUGCUACCUCAAUUGCCUGCUAUGAAUUGAACAUUUGCUCCUAGCCACUAAAAUACUCUGGACUAUCCCCAUAGGUUCAGGACUGAAUUUAUUCAGAUCCCGGGUAGAAGUCGCUGCAUUUUGUCCAAACGGCGCAUGCACAACCCGACCCUAGACCACUCACUUGUCUCCCAACAGACAGGUGUUUAAUCAUAUUUCACGGGGAACCGCAUCUCUCAUUACUGUCUCCUUCCGAGACAAGUAAUACUGACUACAGUGGCCUCAGCCCCAUGCCACUGAACUUUCAUUGAUCACGUCGUGUCUAGUUACUCACUCCCAAAUGUUUUGAAAUUUUCUAGGACACAGACGCACUUUUAGAGUCAGUUGCAGGUCUACAUUAACAACGUUUAGAAUAAGGAGGAAUUGAGACUGAAAAGCUUGAUUCAUUCCAUGAAAUGAUAUCCUAUUUAUACAACAUUUUAGAGCUAGGCUACUAAUUAUAAUAUUAAAUACAAAGAUUUGUAACUGAAAUAUUAAAUACAAAUAUUCUAAUUUAUUUUGUAACUCAUGUAACUGAUCUCUAGAGCUGUCUAGACUCUUCUGUCUAUAUGCCCCCGCAAGCCAGGUAUUCUAUCAGUGCUGAGAAUCCUGAGCUUGUCACGUAGAAAAACAAACCGUUGUCGUGAAAGGGGUUUGGUGAGAAUGUCAGCUAGUUGAUCAUGCGAGGGGAUAUGAAGAACCCGAAGAAGGCCACGUUGCACACGUUGACGAACAAAAUGGAAAUCAAUGGCAACAUGUUUCAUUCGGGAAUGGAAUACCGGAUUGGCAGAAGAGGUGGUAGCGCCUUUAUUAUCACAUAAAAGAACUGGAGGAGAAGAAGGGGAAUGUCGAAGCUCAUGAAGAAGUGACUCAAUCCAAAGAGUUUCAGAUGCAGCAGUGGAUAGGGCCCGAUACUCUGCUUCGGUUGAGGAUUUGGCAAUUGUGCGUUGCUUGGAGGACUUCCAUGAAAUAAGUGAUUCUCCGAGAAAAAUGGCAUAAGCACUGGUAGAGGAUCGGUCAUCUGGAUUUCCCGCCCAGUCUGCAUCAGCAUAAGCACACAAUGAAAGGUGAGAACUCCGACGGAGAUAUAAACCAUGAGAGGCUGUUCCGUGAAGAUACCGCAAGAGACGUUUCAUGAGCUGCCAAUGGUUCACCGUGGGUUUGUGCAUAAACUGGGCUAGCUUGUUGAUGGCAAAGGCCGUAUCAGGUCGGGUGAGGUUUAAAUACUGAAGUGAUCCAAUAACUUGGCGAUAGAGAGUGGCAUCACAAGAACCUGAGCUAUCAAACAGAGUCAAGGAAGCUGAGGAAUCUAAAGGCGUGGAUACUGGAUUUGCCUCGUGCAUGUUCAACACCUGUAAUAAAUCUGUAAUGUACUUGUGUUGAUCAAGAAAGAGUCCAUCUGAUGUAGGGGUAACCUGUAUGCCCAAAAAGUAAUGUAAUGACCCCAAAUCCUUAAUGGAGAAUUUUUGUGCUAACAAGUUAAUAGUCCGAUGAAUCAAGUCUGGUGUAGAGCCCGUAACAAUAAUAUCAUCCACAUAUACCAACACAUAGAUAUAAGAGGGAUGAGAAGAAAAGAUGAAGAGGCUGGCAUCAGAGACUGAUUGAUGAAAACCAAGGGAUAAUAGAAAUCCACUAAGAGAUUGGUACCAUACUCGAGGUGCUUGUUUGAGACCAUAGAUGGAUUUCCUAAGACGACACACUCUUCCAGAGCCAUCAUUGAAACCAGGGGGUUGUUCCAUGUAAACCUCCUCUUAAAGAGCACCAUGUAGAAAAGCAUUGUUGACAUCUAGUUGGUUUAUGUGCCAGCCAUGAGAAAGUGCAAUGGUCAGAACAACCCGAAUAGUAACUGGUUUGAUGACUGGGCUAAAGGUCUCAGAGUAAUCAAUCCCCGUGCGCUGAUGAAAGCCUUUAGCCACCAAUCGAGCUUUGAAACGAUCCAAGGAACCAUCAGGCUUAUAUUUCACAGUAUAAACCCAUUUGCAGCCAACAAUGUUCUGACCAGGAUGAGCGGGUACAAGUUCCCAUGUCCCUUGUUGAACCAAAGCAUCAAAUUCCACAGACAUAGCCUUCCUCCAUUCAGGUACCUGUAAAGCUUGAGAAGCACAAGUUGAAAUAAUAUGAUGAGGUAAUGGUGAGUGUGUGACAACAUUAGCUUGUUUACGAGAACGAAGGGUCAUUGGGUGGGUACGUUUGGGUGGAGAGGCUUUUGGAUCAUGAUGAUGACCCAAGGUAGAUAUGAGAUUAUUUGUAGUGGGAGUAAUGGUUGAGGGGUUGGUGUUGGGUACAUUAGGUAAGGAUGGAGUAGUUGGGUUUUGUUUGGGCCGGCGGUGAUAAGUGAUGAGGACCGGUGGGUUAGAAGCUGGUGGAGUGUUAUGAGGAGCAGGGUUAGGGGAGUCUUGUGUUAUUGGGGUACGAGUAGUAGGAGACGCCUUUGCUAGUGAUGUACCUGAGAUAGGAAGAUAAGAGAUAGGAGGUUGAAGCCAACUGUCAAUUUCAGAGGACAGAUCUGUAACGGGUGUUGUAUUAUUAGAGAAAGGGAAGACAGCCUCAUUGAACACCACAUGCCGACUAAAAAAGAUGCGAUUGGUAGUAGGAUCAAGACAGCGAUAAGCGCUUUGUUGAUCGCAAUACCUAAGGAAAAUACAAGGUCUAGACCGUGGUUCUAACUUAUGAGCUGCAUAAGGACGGAGCCAUGGAAAACAUUGACAUCCGAAAAUAGCAAGUUUUGUGUAAUUGGGAGGUUUUUGAAAAAGUUUUUCAUAGGGAGUACAAAAACCUAGAGAUGCUGUUGGUUGCCUAUUAAUUAGAUAUACAGCAGUUAAAAAGGCGUAUGACCAAUAUUUUAACGGCAUAGAAGAGUGGUGGAGUAAAGUGAUCCCUGUUUCUACAAUAUGACGAUGUCGGCGUUCAGCGAAGCCGUUAUGUUCAGGGGUAUAUGGAGGGGUCAGUAAGUGAGUAAUAAUACCACAAGAGGCCAGAAAUUUCCCUAGGGAUAUGUAUUCACCCCCUCCAUCUGAAUAAACCAUUUUAAUAGAUUUUUGAAAAAAGUUUUCUACGAUCUUCUUAAAUUGUUGAAAAAUUGAAGUUACCUCAGACUUGUGAGUGAUAGUGUAAAACCAAAUGUAUUUUGUGUAGUGAUCAACAAAAAUAACAUAAUAACGAAAAUCAUCCACAGAAUUAAUGUGUGAGGGACCCCAAACAUCUGUAUAAAUUAAAUCAAGUGGACCUGAACUGGAAAGGGAAGAUUUAGCAAAAGGUAACUUGUGACUUUUAUUACUUGCGCAUGAAGUGCAUAAGGACAAAUCCUUAUUAACAUCUUUAAAGGAAAUACCUAAUGAGGAAAUAACUUUUUGAGUGAUGGGAAGGGCAGGAUGUCCUAAACGACAAUGCCAUUUAUUUAGAGAAAAUUUUGUAGUAACAUUGACACAUGGUGAUGAAGGAACAGGAACAUCAGGCAAGCUGUAGACGUCACCUUUAUUCAUACCCCGUAACAAAAUUGCUCCCGUUUUCCGGUCCUUGACAAGACAAAAAGAAGGGUGAAACUCGAUUAGUACAUCAUUGUCACGACAUAAUUUGGCAACUGAAAUUAAAUUAGUAUGAAUAGAAGGAACAAAAAGAGUAUUAGGUAAGGAGAGAGAAUGAAGGGUCAUAUUCCCAACUUGUGCAAUUUCAAGACUUUUACCGUUACCAAUAAUGAGGGAGUCUGUGCCGGUGUAAUCGGACGCCAGGGUAAGAUUGUUUAAAUUAUCGGUGACAUGAUUAGUUGCUCCUGAGUCCAGCAACCAUCCGGUUCUCCUGGUCGUGGCAGUAUUGGCCUGGGGGGAUAAUUUUGUUGUUCAAACCUGUGCCAACAAUUUAUAGCGAGAUGGUUCGGUUUGCUACAAAUUUGACAUAUAACGGCACCCAGACUGGUAUUUCCCCCAAAAUUAGUACGCCUGCCCCCGGGAUUAUUAUUUCCACGUCGAUUUGAAUUGUAGAAGUUGGUGGGACGUGGGCCUCGAUUUUGAUUUUUGAAAAAUUUAUUCUGAGUAUUGGGCCUAUUGGGUAGAGUCUGAAACUGGGCUGAUGGACCUGGGCCUAAUAUAGACGCGUUCUGGUCUAUACUUCUGCGAACGGUCAUUGCGACCGAACUGUCUUCUUCCUCUUUCCUUUCUACCGUAGCUGCGUUCGCAGUAACAACAGCCGCAGAAUUCAAGAGCUCCCUCCUUCGCAACUUGUCUUCGAAUCUGACCAGUAAGGAGUGGAGUUCUUCGAAGUUAGUUUCAUCUGGGCGGAUGGAGUUCUUCACGGAUUCAAACUCGGGACGAAGACCCUCCAAGGCUUGAAUGGCAAAGUCUUCAUUGUCAACAGGUCGGCCGACCAUGGCUAGUUCAUCCGCGAGGGUGCGAAGGUGGUGAAGAUAUUCUGCUACAGGUUGCGACCCCUGUUUAGCAUGGCGGAACUGGUCUUUAAGACUUCGAAUUUUGGAAGCUGACCGGGUCCCGUAUAGGCGUUCCAGUGUUUUCCAGACGGAGGCGGAGGUCUUUGCAGACCCAACCAGCGGUUUGCAGGCGGAACUGAGAGAAGAUACAAGGGCGUGCCGCACCAGACGAUCCUGUCUCUUCCAUCGCAGAAAGUUGGCAGCUUCAGUUUCUGGAGGAGGACUGAUUUUUUCAUCAAUAUACUGAUCUAGAUGAGACCCGAACAGAAGGUCCAUUACUUGGUCUCUCCAUACAAGGUAAUUUGAUCCAUCUAGUUUUUCUGGGAAUUGGUUAGGGCUGAGCAUAACAAGGCCAUCCGGGGUUAGGGGAUUAUUGGCUGAGAGAGAUGAUGUUGAGUUAUCAUUCACGUCUUCUGGACUUUUGUCUCUAUUAUUUUCAUGAGCCAUGGGCAGAGAAAGGUGAUGCGGGGGGAUAGUUCAGUGAAGAGAAUAGGCCGUUUAGGCCUCUAGAGGCUCUGAUACCAUAACAACGUUUAGAAUAAGGAGGAAUUGAGACUGAAAACCUUGAUUCAUUCCAUGAAAUGAUAUCCUAUUUAUACAACAUUUUAGAGCUAGGCUACUAAUUAUAAUAUUAAAUACAAAGAUUUGUAACUGAAAUAUUAAAUACAAAUAUACAUGACCCGCGUGAACUUCCAUAGGGCUCAUCUAUUACAGAUGUAGACCAAUAAUUGGAAGGAAGUCCUGCUGUUGCAACUUAAGAAUCACCAACAUUUUCAGGCCAUUGCUUUAGAGUUUAUCUCUAUAGUGAUGAAAACGGGUGUCUACACGACCCCGGGGGGCUUUUAUCAUUUACUCUUUCUGUUUGUUUCCUGUUUUUUUCGCAGAAUAAAAGAAUAAAAGCAUGACGUCCCGAUUCAUCGGAUCGUCAUGAGGGGGAGAGUGGUCCACAUGUUGUUAACACUGAACAAAUCAUUCUGGGACACUUCACUCCUCCAUCACAAAACUCAAUACCUUCUCUACUAUCUCCGCAACUCAAAUCAAAUGGUCAGCUACACUCACAAAUCAACAAUCAUUAUGUUCCGCUGUGCCACCGACAAGUUCUCCUCAAAUGCAUGCAUUCCAAAUAGUCAAAAAACUACAUUGUGGAGGAGACAGAGGUCAAAUACUCGUGUCCUGAAGAUGAAUUCCAUGGGCGUCUCCUAUUCUCCAAAGAAUAUUCAUUCUAGAGGCGUCACCGGACCUCAUCCAAGCUGAUCAAGAGCAACUUUUGGAAGGCAAGGACUACAUGCAAGAUACAGAAGGUCCCUCAACCCCCGGUAUCAAAGAUCAAAUUGUCAAGAAGACAUCAAAGGGGAGAUUGCAAGGAUUUCUUCAGAUUUCUUCAGAUAACAACAAAGACAAAGAUAUCUGCGCUGCAAUGCUGAUUCAACACGAUUGAUCACCAAGGGGGAGAUUGUUGGGAAUAUUUUAUGGUGUUCAAUCUAGUUAAUUAUCUUUGUAUUUGUGUAGUUAUCAAUUAAACGUGUAAUACGGGCCACAAAUGUGUAUCAGCCCGGGGGCUUCCUUGUAACCCGUAAGUUAGCCAACUUCUCCUAUAAAAGGAGGCUAACUUACGGGAACCCUAACUGAUCGAUAGAGGCUGAGAGUACGAAAAGGCGAGAUAGAGAGAGAUUAGGGUUGCCGCUGCUCUCCUUCUCCAGGGAGAGCAGCGGACAGUUCAUACGGUAUACUAGGAUAUAAGUGAACUUCUUUCAAAUUUGGGUUUAAUCUUGUCGAUUUCUUCUUAUCUGCUUCUUCUUAACGGCUAUAGAUUGUUCGAUUGUUUGUAUUCUGGGUUUAUCAGCCUCGUCAACCUCCAACCUAUCUUCUUUUUAUUGGACAUUUUUGGCUUUUUUGGAUUAUUUUUUAAAUAAUAAUAGGUCAAUAUCACUUUUAUGAUAGGCAUUCUGUGUGAAUUAUGCCCAGAUUCAACAGUCGAAUAAUCUAAGAAUAAUUGGAAGAAUUAAAACAGUAGAAGAGAAAUUUCACCAAUAACGUAUAUCGUGUAUAUAGAAUGAUGAAUUCAUUAUGAACAAUACACAACACUCGAACAAGCUAGAGAGAGAAUUUCUAAUCUACGUGCUCUACCAGAAUAAUAUGCGGAAUAAAAUGUGUAGAAACUUCCCCUUUCUAACGUGAGAGCUCCAAGAAUGAUGCGUGAGGCAAUUUAGGAAUCGGGAACUCUCAAGCAUGCUUGGUCCAUACUGCCUUUAUUUAUAGGCAUACGGCCGAGCAUCCUAGUUAUAAUAGGAUGAACCUGAUUAAUCUAAUUUAGUGGCCCCUAAUUAAUUACAUACGCCCACUGAUUAAAUCCUAAUUAAACAAAGAUAAAUCUAAUUAAAUUGAACACAAUAAAAUAUAUCCUAACACAUUCCGGCAUAAGGGUUGCUGGAAACUUAAAAGAAUGAUCGUUUAGAGCCUUAGAAGUCUCAUUGAUGAGGCGUAGGCCGUUAUCUUUAAGUAUUUUUCUUUUACUUUUCCGAUACUUUUGAAAAUCGGAGUUAUUGUUUAUCGGUCUUCCUUUGACCAGUGGAGGACCUAGGGAGGGGCCUAGCGGGACAAGUGCCCCCGCUUUCGAUCAGGAAUUUCACUACUAGUACUUAGAGUAAAAUCAAUGCCCCCACUUGCGGUCAAGAAUUUCACUACUAUUAGUUCGGGUAUUAGAUAAUUAGUGCCCCCAAUCCGUACAAAAAAAUUAUCAAUAUUAGAUAAUUAAGAUACUAAAAUGUUAUGGUUAUAUAAAUUAAAAGUUAAUACACAAUAUUUAAAUUUGAGCUAAAUUAAAAUAAAAGAUCUCAAAAAAGGAGAAGAAAAUAGUUAAGGUUUUUUUCUUUUGAUAGAAAAUAGUUAAGGGUUGAAAACCCAAAAAGUUAAAAUGUAAACAGUAACCAAAUUAAUGUGCAGCCAUCUUAAAGUAAUCUAAAACAAGUAAAAGUUUAAAAAUGAAAUCCACUAAUAACUCACUAUUACUCUACAAGGCAAAAGGGGGAAAACUUCCAAAAUAUAAACCCUCACGGAAGUUUACUGUAACACCCCGGCCCCGUAGGCCCCGAGGUAGUUACUUCUGACCUCUAGUACUGUCCUCACAAACCACCACUAGCUUUUUCCGCGCACUUUGUCCUCACUGGUGCACGCCCUGAGAAAUUUCCCAGGGGGUCACCCAUCCUAAGACUAGUCCCGUGCAAGCACGCUUAACUUUGGAGUUCUUGGCUAAUGAGCUCCCUUAAAAGGAGAUGCACCUUGUUUGUAUGAGUAGUACUAUUAAUCCGUUUAAAUUAAAUCUCAGGUGUUACAAUCACCCCCAUUUAGGAACGCAACGUUCUCAUUGCGCCCGUAAACCAAUCUCAAUCAAAUCUCAGAAUCCUUCCGCCCGCUAAGUGUCUGCCCGAUAUCCAACGGAUCAGCACACUGUCGUAGUGUUGCUCUGAUACCAUUCGUAACACCCCGGCCCCGUAGGCCCUGAGGUAGUUACUUCUGACCUCUAGUACUGUCCUCACAAAUCGCCACUAGCCUUUUCCGCGCACUUUGUCCUCACUCGUGCACGCCCUGAGAAACUUCCCAAGGGGUCACCCAUCCCAAGACUACUCCCGUGCAAGCACGCUUAACUUUGGAGUUCUUGGCUAAUGAGUUCCCUUAAAAGGAGAUGCACCUUGUUUGUAUGAGUAGUACUAUUAAUCCAUUUAAAUUAAAUCUCAGGUGUUACAUUUACACUCUGGCCUCUUUCUGGGGCUUGGUGCUGCCUUGCUAAACUACCUCUGCAGCGCCGCACCGCCCAAUCACCCGUUCAUUUGUAUUUUGUAAGUUUCUUUAGAUGAUUAUCUUACAUAUUGCUUGAUGUGCUACAUCGAGAGAGAUGUUUUUAAAAGUAUUGAUAAUGAAACUAUUAUGCAACAUUUUCAGAAUAUGAAAACUCGUAGUAUUGAUUACCAAAGUUGCAGAAAUGAACUAUAUAAUAUGUAAUUAACUACUCCGUAUAAUUUAUGCGCGCUAUUGCCUUACUUUUUACCAUCUUUAUUACAUUUGAAAAUUUUAUUAUAGAGUAAGUUUAGUGUCUAGUGUGCUCCUGCUCUGACAAAUCUCUGGAUCCGCCAUUGCCUUUGACGAUUUGUAAUGGGGUUGGGCGCACAAUCCCAAUAACAUAAUCAAAACAUGAGGACUAUUUUGAUAAGAAAUGAAACACAAACCGAAAACGCGCUCAACAACAUAUAUCUUUUUUAUACUUUUCCUUUUCUUUCAUUACUUGGUUUUCCUUUUCCCAAGCAUUUUAAAGUAUCCAAACAUACCCUUAAGACAUUGCGUUUAUGAUUGAUCCCCUAUUCCCCUGCAUAAUCAGUAUUUAGUAGCAACUGUUGGUUAAGUUUUUUAUUUGGUGAGGUUUGCAGGACCAGGAUGCUCAUCCUUUGGAUUUGGAUCAUUUCUGCAACUUGGACCUUUCAAAGUUCACAGUGACGGAAAAACAUUGUACAUGAAUGACUAUUCUUGGAACAAAGUGGCAAAUGUACUGUUCCUGGAAUCUCCGGCUGGUGUGGGGUUUUCCUAUUCCAACACAACCUCUGACUAUAACACCACUGGCGACAAGAGAUCGGCAGAGGAUGCAUAUACCUUUCUAGUUAACUGGUUUGAGAGAUUCCCGCAGUACAAAAACCGGGAUUUAUACUUAACAGGAGUGAGCUAUGGUGGUCGUUUUGUGGCACAGCUUGCUUACACCAUUGUAGCCCAUAAUCAGAAUCCCAACCAGACAUUCAUUAACCUCAAAGACAUUGCUAUUGGCAAUCCUUCUCUGGACCGUCGUUUACUUUUGAAAGGGAACUUGGAGUAUCUAUGGACACAUGCAAUGAUUUCAGAUAAAACUCAUGCAGGAAUUAACAAGUACUGUGACUUUGACAAUGCAAACUAUUCUGCCAGUUGCGAAGCGUACAUCUCCAAAGGAAAAACUGAGGUUGGGCCUGUGCUUAGAGAUAACAUUUACUCUUCUGCCUGCAAACAAGAUGCACUGAAACCCCAAUCUCCUGUUUCAGGAUAUGAUGAAUGCUCAUGCAAUUAUGUUGAGGCUUUCGUUAACCGAAAGAACGUGCAAGAAGCAUUGCAUGCCAUCAAUACCAAUUGGACAAUUUGCAGCAAAUAUAUUGGUCGAGGGAAAUGGAAAGAUUCGCCCGAUACGGUGUUACCCGUACUCAAGCAGCUCAUUGCAAAUAAAGUAAACAUAUGGAUUCUGAGCGGGGACAUAGAUGGAAUUAUAUCAGUAACAACAACCAGGCUUGCAGUAAAUGCUAUGCAGCUUGCUGAGGUGACUGAUUGGCGUCCAUGGCUUUCUAACCAGGAGGUGGGAGGAUAUGUGGAAGGGUAUAAAGGGUUGACACUGGUCACAAUACGAGGAGCGGGGCACGAAUUUGCGAGCUACCAACCAGAACGAUCACUGACUGUAAUUUCAGCUUUUCUUCAAAACAAACUUCCCCCAGCUGUUUAAUUAGCUACAGCAAGUUUCUUAUUUCCAUUAAAAUAAUAAUACCACAUGUUGUAUGUGAAAUGCAAUAAUUGAAUAAACGCAUGUGUAUAGAGUUAUAGACUACUUGGCAUUGAUGUAGCAAAAAGGAAGAGGCACUAGUCAGUGAAAAUUGAAGUUUAUAAUUCUCAAAAUGAUA